Cadophora gregata is the source of this 3493-nucleotide messenger RNA. RefSeq lists its product as uncharacterized. The record is from RefSeq and is a predicted model, not a curated record. The coding region runs from base 1253 to 3316 and encodes 687 amino acids. The transcript is spliced from 3 exons. Lineage: Eukaryota; Fungi; Ascomycota; Leotiomycetes; Helotiales; Ploettnerulaceae.
ACAUCAUCAACCCCGAAGCACAUCCUUGGAUCCACAAACAAUUGCUUCAGCUGUACAGGUAUCCUGUCUUUCAUUCUCAAAUACCCGUUUCCUUGCCAUCUUAAGCGACAAUCUCAAGAUCGAGUCUCUCCUGCAUUCUAUUUUUAUCUCUGAUCCACGUUGUUGUUUCCCCACAGGAUCAAAGCUUAAGUUCAGAUCUGUUCAAAGCUUCAGACUUCAUUCCCAGCAGAGAUGAGCAGCGCUCAAACCGACGCACAGAAGAUCCGGGGAAGUGUGCUUUGUUCUCCCAGAUCCUCGACAAUCAAAAGCCACGGUCUACGCCACAGAAAGCAAUGUCUAACUUCCAGACCCAACUCGGAAAUGCAUCCUCCCGAUCACUGACAGAAGCAGGUACCAUGUACGAAGAAGGUUAUCGUACAUCAAAUAAGCUCAUUAUAAUCGGCAGUUGAGCUGGAAAGAUGUCAGGAUGUUUACUCUUUGUCUCGGUCAAAUAAUUUCUUGACCCCAUCCGGAAUGGCUUCACCCGAGAGACUCGAGUAUCCGCUCUACCUCCAAAGAGCUCGUCGCCGAAGUCUGGAACGCGGGCAAUUGGCAUCCGGACAACUUGACAGCCUUCGCCAUCGGUACGGGUCUUUGACUCGACCAAAAUAGUUUCCUGUCUGCCACCUGUCUAUCAGUCGGAUCAAAACAUCAAUUCUUCCGGGUCGAUCCAUCCCGCCAUCUGUCGUUUCUCUUAUCUGAACAGUGCACCCUACCUCCACCUACCCAAACAAAAAAUCCAACCUUAUCCCAAAAUCCCUCAUGUUAUUCGAUUCACGAAACAAUAUCGCCGCGAUCUCGACUCAUCUCACGUUUCAAGAGUCACGUUUUCGGACCGUGGUGGGAUCCUGGUCUCCUCGAUUCGCUGCAGCUUGCUGUUUCAAACGCCAAGCUGCCUCGGCAGUGUCACAACCCCACGGCUGUGACCACAUCUAAACACCCAGACACGGACUUGAGGCCAUCCAAUGGAUUCGGACUAGAUAUGGUGUUGUCUUAACUGAUGAGUUAUUGGUCUGGAGGAUAAUCUCGUGGGAUUUGUGAUGGAUGACUGUGAGGGGCCUGAUUGGGCGGCGGUUUGACGGCACCUCGUCUUGAUGCAUGUUUGACAAGAUGGUGCUGGAGGCGAGAUACACUAGCUCGACUGCUGCAGCACGGGUACCUGUUUGGAACGAAGCUUGACACUUGAUCUUCCGGGAGCCCCAGAGGUUUUGGGAUGGGUCGCCGUUUUGGCUUCUCUGGUUCAGAUCAGUGGGAAGUAUAUCUACAUCUCUACCCCUCUACUAACCUUACUCGUCACCCUCGCACUUUCGUCAGGCCUCGAAGGUCCCGGUCCAGGUCGACCAUAGGCUUGAAGUCUAGUCCCUUCAAUCAACUUGAUAUGGGGGUUCACGGAAUGCUUCAGCGGAGGGGUAGACGGUGGUUGUGGGAGCGUGCUGAUGAAGAUGGGGAUGGAAUUGACGAUGGAGAUGCCGGUGGUUCAUCGGGUCCUGGACCUGGACCUGGAGCUGGCACCGGGCCAGGCCCUGGACCGGCCAACAAUAACAAUAACAACAACAAAGACAAAGGACCUGGAAAACCGCCAGGUCCACCAGGCCAAGCAGCCAAGACUACAAUUGAUACGACUUCCACGACUUCCACGACUUCGACGACUUCCCAGGAAACCACAACGACGACGUCGAGCACAUCUACGACCAGUUCGCAGGAAGUAGCUACCACUACGAGUACUACAUCUCAAGAACCACCUACGACCACUUCCUCGAGCGAAUCGACAACAUCCACGACUUUUGUUCUCCUGACAUCAAGUACCCCACUCCGUACUAGCACUUUCUCGCUAUCUCAGACUUCUUUUCCAUUCUUUCCUCCAGUGGCAACCUUCUCCCUUGUGUCAACUUCAGUGUUCUCGACACCACUGUUGGCGAGUACUAUACCAUUCUCAACGCUUUCCCAAGCAUCAGUGCCACCAACCUUCGCCCCUGUGAUCUUCACCCCUCCACCAUCAUCAUCUCCUCCGACUCAAUCUCAGAGCAAUGGCAAUGCCUAUUUACCGACGGUGCUAUCGACCUUUUCAUCAAGAUCCUCAAGCAUUUCUUCGGCAUCUCCUUCGCGCCCAGCUAUGAGUGCGGCCUAUGGAAUUUCGUCAGGAGAUUCGGCACCAACUGCCACAGUGAUCGGAAUUGGUGUGUCCAUUGGAGUUAUCACGGUUCUUAUCUCCGGACUUCUACUUUUUUUCUUACGCCGGCGGUGGAAACAUCAAGCAUAUCUUACCCGUCGCACAACAGCAUCCACUUCCCAAUCAUUCUGGGACAGAGUAUCUGGACUGCCACCGAACCUUGACAAGAAACCACUUCCACCCAUCAUCAAGGCUUCGCCCUAUACGCAAGACUUCAACUCAUACUCGCCAUUGUCACCGCUACCUGUGCAGAGAGAGUUUGACACGUCUUUCAUCGAUGAACAUGUUGGCAUGCCACCACCAGCCCUCUUCAUCCCCCCAGUCAUGACCAACGCAAGACCAGUCCCACCACCAAUCAUCACCAACCUAGCCUACUCCCCUCCCACUCAAGCUCAACAAGCACUCCGUCUCGAACCUACCACCACACAACCCUACGGCACAACAACCACCAUCCGGACCGGCCCCCUCUCCCUCUCCUGGUUCCUCGGCAAACCCUCCAAGAUCCCCAUCCCCUCCCCCAACAGCCCCAAAUUCAUCCCUCCCACCGGCUACGGCCUCGGCCUCUCCAGCAGCAGCCAGGAUCUCGAAAAACAAGCCAUGGACAAACGAAUCACCCAAAUGGAAUCCGACAUGGACGAGCAAGAACAGCGCUGGGAAUCCUCCCGCCGAGAAAUGUCCCAACGUCAAAGCGGUCUCACAGAACCCAAUCAAAACUCACUGAACCGCCAAACCCUCCAAAGCGAAGGCUGGGAAAGUGGCAUCGGAGACGCAACGAGCGCUCGUUUCCUCAGCGGCCUAGGAAGUGAAACUACUGGCCGCGACUCCGUCACUAUCCAAAAUGCAAGGCUGGAUUUCAUCCAGCCGAUUACAAGGGAGCAGAUCAUGCAGAGUGAGAUGGGUAUGGAUGUCGAAGCUGAGAUGAGGAGGGUGGAGCAUGCAAAGCGCGCGAAAUGGGAGAGUAGUCCGGAUAGUUUGAAUGAGUUGCCCAGGUGGAGAGAUCCCGUGCUGAGUAUUUUUGAGGAGGUUAGAGGGAGGACUUCGGGUGAUAAGGAGAGGAGUGCUGAUGAUGGUGGACAGGGGCCGGUUAGUCCACGGCGGAUUGUGUGAGGAUGGACCAAAAGCCUUGGAGUAGAGCCGCAAACUGGCGGCACACUUUCUCUUCUUUCACUUCUUUCACCUCGUGAUUUGGUGUUUUAUCCAGACACGAGACUGUAUACUAUUUAUCUACCUUCAGCAUAAAAGCUCAAUGCUGCGAAUCAUUCUCUGAAUACCGAGCAAUCUUGC